This is a messenger RNA of Haliotis rufescens (red abalone), 2548 nucleotides long. Its product is annotated as protein white-like. Gene Ontology annotation, biological process: transmembrane transport. Lineage: Eukaryota; Metazoa; Mollusca; Gastropoda; Lepetellida; Haliotidae. Gene Ontology annotation, molecular function: ATP hydrolysis activity; ATP binding; ABC-type transporter activity. Bases 154 to 2220 code for a protein of 688 amino acids. The record is from RefSeq and is a predicted model, not a curated record. The transcript is spliced from 20 exons. Gene Ontology annotation, cellular component: plasma membrane.
GCACUGUGAUGUCAGCGAGACCAGCGUGCAGUCUCAUACUUGAGAUAAGUUAUUUGCCAAUCUACAUUUCAUGCGUUUGGUCGGUGUGGUGUACAUCACCUCUUGAUCAUUGAUCAACUUGUACAAAGCUUCUCUUGAGGAUUUGGACAAGAAAUGGCAGACGCAGAGGAAGCCCCGUUACUUCAGAAAAAGUCAGACAGGAAAUCUCCAACGUAUGUAAACGUCACUACCUCCCUAGUCGAGAAGAAGACUGACCAUCAACUGACCGGAUCUUCGGAGGUCAGGGAAAAUGACAUAUACAUCCCCUACGAUGAAAAAUGUUCCGACUUGAGGACGAGCUACAGUGACGGCAUCGAGUCCGUAUGUCUGUCGUGGGAGAACAUCAACGUCCACGUGAAGAUAGACAACAAGAAGUGCUGUGGGCGUAGAAGCCAAGAGGUGGAGCUAAAGCACAUUCUCAAAGAUGUGACCGGUCUGGUGAAACCUGGAUCUUUGCUGGCCAUUAUUGGAGCAAGUGGCGCCGGCAAGUCGACUCUGAUGAACGCACUGGCGUGUAGGAACAUCGCCCAGUACACCAUGGAAGGAGCUGUCAAGGUCAAUGGUGUACAGGUCGAAAAGGGCAUCAAGAACAUCUCAGCCUAUGUUCAACAAGAUGAGAUGUUCAUCGGGACCCUCACGGUCAGGGAACAUCUCACGUUCAGGGCUCUGUUGAGGAUGGACAGGCGACUGUCGAGGAAGGCCCGCUUACAGAGGGUGGAUGAGGUGAUCGUCGAGAUGGGUCUGACGAAGUGCGCUGAGACUAGGAUUGGGACGCCAGGUCUGACAAAGGGAAUCUCUGGAGGCGAGAUGAAGCGGCUGUCCUUUGCUUCAGAGGUGCUGACCAAUCCGCCCCUGAUGUUCUGUGACGAGCCGACGUCGGGGCUGGACUCCUUCAUGGCACAGAACAUUGUGAAGACCUUACAGAGCAUGGCGGCCAAGGGCAGAACCAUCCUGUGUACUAUCCAUCAGCCAUCGUCGGAGGUCUUCGCCAUGUUCAGCCAGGUUCUACUUUUGGCCGAGGGCAGGACAGCAUUCAUAGGGGCAUCACAAGAUGCUUUUGAGCUGUUUUCCAGCCAAGGUUUCCCCUGUCCAAGGAACUUCAACCCUGCAGACUUCUAUGUGCUGACUCUUGCUAUUGUCCCCGGAAAGGAGCAGGAAAGUUUCGACAAAGUGCAGAGUUUGUGUGACGCUUUCCGAGACAGUGAACUGACCCGCAUUAUGUCCACGGACAUCAUGGACACUUCACAGACACUGCGACGAGCGUCAUCUGUCGUGUUUGAGGAGGCGUUCGACAACGAAGACAGAUAUGACACAUCUUGGUUCAAUCAGUUUUCUGUUGUGCUGUGGCGAAGCUGGAUCAGUCUAUUCAGGGAUGUGGUCUUGUUCCGAGUCCGGGUGAUGCAGACUGUGGUAAUAUCCGUCGUUCUUGGCCUCGUGUACUUGGAUCAGGAAUACAACCAAGAGGGCGUCAUGAACAUCAACGGGGCGCUCUUCAUCCUCAUUACAAACGCCUCCUUCACCAACAUGUUUUCGGUAGUUAAUUCGUUUCCGAUAGAGAUGUCAAUUUUCUUGCGAGAAUACGGCAGCGGACUUUACAGGGUAGAUGUGUACUUCCUCGCGAAAAACAUAGCCGAGCUUCCAACAUUCUUCUUUCUGCCAUGGCUGUCUGUCCUUGUGCUGUACUGGAUGAUUGGUUUAUACAACGAUGCAGUGACGUUUUUGAUAUGUUGUGGAGUCAUCAUCCUCGUAGCCAACGUUGCUAUCUCCUUCGGCUACCUGAUAUCGACAGCGUGUGGGUCAGUGGACGUCGCCAUGGCUGUCACCCCUCCCCUCCUCAUCCCCUUCAUGUUGUUUGGUGGACUCUUCCUCAACAAUGGAUCCGUCCCUGUGUAUUUCAUCUGGCUGAAAUACAUCUCAUGGUUUCAAUAUGCAAAUGAGGUCCUGUCUGUCAACCAAUGGCAGUACGUCCAUAACAUAGACUGUCCCGAUGGCAAUGCCACCAUGAACAACACUGACCCCACUGAGGAGUGUUACAAGGAUGGUGAAGACGUGCUUGAAUAUCUCAGCUUCACGGAGGACAACGUGUUCUUCGACGUGGGCAUGUUGUGUGCCCUUCUGGUCAUCUACAGAGUCAUCGCAUUCAUCGUCCUACUCGUCAAGGCCCGGAGAUCCAAAUCUUAAUUCUACCAGUGACCGCAGGUGACCAAUGCGUGCUAUGGUCCCCUGAACGAGUUUAUGAACACCACUCAAUAUUCCAACACAUACACGGCGGUUGACAUCAAGAGUACGCCUUACAUGUGCUCCCAUGUGGGAAAAAACCUCGGGUUUUCGUCUUAAUCCAUAAGGCCACCCAACCGCCCUGAUGAUCGUGGGGUCGUGUCCCAGAUUAACCUUGAGAUUCCGGGGUAGAAUAGGUCUUCAGCAACUCACGCUUGCCGUAAAACGUGACUAUGCUUGUCGUAAAAGGCGACUAACGGGAUCGGGUGGUCAGGCUCGCUGACUUGGUUGA